Symbiodinium sp. CCMP2592 is the source of this 732-nucleotide messenger RNA. The record is from the annotation of a GenBank genome assembly. NCBI's taxonomy places the organism in Eukaryota, Dinophyceae, Suessiales, Symbiodiniaceae.
AUGGAUGGUCCUGCCAAGAUGAAAGUAAUGGAGGCAUAUGAUGGCGGCAAGCAAGCUGACAGCCUCAAGAUCGCCAAUGCUAUCCGCCCGGCUAUCGAAAGCCGGUUGGAUCAGCUGCGGGAUGACAAGGAGCGGCGCCUUUGCUGCAUCGACGGCACAAAGGCGACUGGUGACGAUGUGAGUCGCCCCGAGCACAACUACGAGAUCCUCAAGGUCUACGUGGUGAACCUGACUGCUGGAGUCAUGAAUGCGAAGGUCGCAGUUCUUUAUCUGAGCUGCGUCUAUGGUUUCUGGUCUUCCUCGGAAAUCAAAAGGCGUGGCCGGAAGGGCGAAAUCAAGGCUGGUCGAGACUGGGCAGUUUUAGAGGGGUCAAAUCUCCGCAAGCUCGCGGCCUAUGUCAUUACGGCCCUGAAUCGUACUCCGUAUGCGAGGAGUGAGGAGAUGAUGGUCCUCAAAGCCUUGCACCAGAGGAUUAACCGUACGGUUGUGCCUGAGCGGCCAAACCGCCGGUCGUCGAAGAGUGCGAUCGCGAUCGAGGGUGCUGGUGAGGAGUCUCAGACGUCGACGUCGUCAUCGGCGACGUCGGCUUCAGAUUCGACCAUCGAGCUGCUCGACUCCGACGACGACGAUCUCGAGGCGAGCGGCGAAGAUGUUGCCUCGAGCAACGAACGUGAGAUGCCGGCCCACGGCAACACGGCGGACGAACCCACAUUGCAAUUAUGCACAAUAUAG